AAUCCUUCGAUAGCAAUAUGUCACUUCUCUACAUUUUAACAACCAAUGCAAUUAUAUAUUUUUUUCUGACUUGCAGCAUAUAAGGGAAUUAAUUUUAGACCGACAUAGCGAUAAACCACCAAUGUCAAGCUUCAGGACAACUUGCAGUCUGUCCCACACUCACACUCAGUCACUGAAUAACUCCUCGUGCUCGCACACGCGCGUUCACACUGACUCACACACCCUCUCUCAUUGCGCACACACACACGCUCUCAUACACGCGAAAGCUGUCAAUUUCUGCCGCUGGUCACGUGACCCACGCCUCCCUGGAAUGGAUGGAGAUUGCUCUCCACGUCAGCCUACGUCUAAAAAUUUCUGCCUCGCGGACCUGCUUCAAAGAGGCAAGAGCCAGGGCGCUCCAGAGCCAUGUAAAGGGCGGCUCUAGAGGCAUGACCCACAUAGAGUAGUAGAGUGAAGGAGUGAUGGAUUUUGACGAGCGGGUCCCCGUCGGUUCGAACAUGUAUUUGCCCAGUUGCACCUACUACGUCUCGGCGGGGGCAGACUUCUCCGGUCUACCCUCGUUUUUGUCCCAGACCCCGUCUACUCGGCCCAUGACAUACUCGUACUCCUCUAACCUGCCUCAGGUCCAGCCGGUGAGAGAGGUGACGUUCAGGGACUAUGCCGCCAUUGACGCGUCCGGUAAAUGGUCACACCGGGGGAACCUGCCCCAGUGUUACCCCACCACGGAGGAAAUGGUACAUCGGGACUGUAUGUCCUCGCAGCCCACCAUGGGGGAAAUGUUUGCCAAGAACAACCCUACCGCCGCUGCUGCGUAUCACCACCACUCCGGCGCGGGCUGUGCAGUGUCCAAUUUCUACGGGAACGUUGGCAGAAAUGGGGUGCUGCCCCAAGCCUUCGACCAGUUUUUCGACACAGCGUACGCCAACGCCUUAGAAACUCCGUCGUCUAACGACUACUCAGGGGACAAAACGGCCACCAAGCAGACAAGCUCCGCCGCAGAACACGAGCCAUCGUGCCGGGAAACGGAGGGGAAGGAGCCGCGCGAAGAUACCAGCAGCCCGGAGUCCUCUUCCGGCAACAAUGAGGAGAAAUCGAGCAGCAGCAAUGGACAGAGGACUCGUAAAAAAAGAUGUCCUUAUACAAAAUAUCAGAUCCGAGAACUGGAGAGGGAGUUCUUUUUCAGUGUGUAUAUCAACAAAGAGAAGAGACUGCAGCUCUCUCGUAUGCUGAACCUCACCGACCGCCAAGUGAAAAUCUGGUUUCAGAACCGAAGAAUGAAGGAAAAGAAAUUAAACAGAGACAGAUUACAGUAUUACACCACGAACCCACUGCUUUAGGAGUGACUUGUCAUAUGCGUUUACAGACUUAUUGACUCGCUGUGGUCUCUUUCCCCUGACAUAUGUGUCAGCAACAACAACACAACAACAGCAAUGGCUGUAGCUGCAACACGAUGCUCAACUGUUAAUUUCAAGUUCGUGGACAGGCAACAUAAUCUCUCCUGAUUUCAAACCGUUUGAGAAUGAGCAUGAUUUAACUGACACACUGACGGCAUUUUGGCCAUUAGACUUAAAAAAAAAAUUUAAAAAAUCUGCGGAUGUUGUCCUCACCAAGACUAUGUUCUCUUUCUUGUGUAUCCUAAUAUUAUUGUGACACAGAGUCGCCUUCAUUUUCUUCUCAAAAGGCGGAGAGCCUUAUCAGUCUACCAAUGACUGACCGGGGUGAUUAAAAAAAUACAUCCUCUUGUAAAUUACAUUUUCGGUUUUUAAGAUCGUACAAGUGGUGACGUGGUAGGACUAUAGGUUUCCUGUGACAGUGAAUAUGUGAUGUUGUGCAUUUAAUAAUGGAGGCUAGGACUUUGGUGUGACCAAAUAAUGAGACUUGGGAGGGUGAGAUUGUAAAGUGUCUUUUUUAGUAAGGUUAUUUAUUUUGUAGCCACUCAUUUCCUAAAGAAUACCAACUGCAAAGCUCUAUCAGUAAAAUUAUAGGGAUUCGGUGUUACAUUUUGUUGACCCCAAACCCUCUACCAUUGUAAUAGUUUCAAAACAAUACAUGUAAUCUGGUUGUUUAUAUUUUGUGUACUUGAUUACCACACCCAAUUUGGCUUUGAAUUUGAUGUUAAUGCACGGAAAACCCACAAUGAGAAGAAUGUUAACCACAUACAGACAGAACCAGAUAUAAGCUUGUUUAACCUCAUUGCUGUAGCAGCCUAUAGUCGAAUUGUUGCCUUGCGACAUGCGUGUAGAUAGUACAGGUAACGGACAAGGCCGCAGUCUUUUGAUACCCAGAUUGAGAAAAUGUGCAUCCAGGUUUUGUUCAAAUAGGACGAAAUAUUUUUUCCAUUAUUCACAGGUCUUCAUGAUUUUCAUUGAAUUAACAUGAAUGUUAAAUGCGUUUUGAAUAUACUGUCAGGGACAUAAUAUUGUAUCAACUGCUUGUUAUGUCCGACACAUUCUGUAUUAUCCUAUAUUUCCAAAUUAAAAAUGAAAAUAUUAUUGAAGGAA
Oncorhynchus mykiss (rainbow trout) is the source of this 2501-nucleotide messenger RNA. Its product is annotated as homeobox protein Hox-A11a. The record is from RefSeq and is a predicted model, not a curated record. Gene Ontology annotation, molecular function: DNA-binding transcription factor activity, RNA polymerase II-specific; RNA polymerase II cis-regulatory region sequence-specific DNA binding. NCBI's taxonomy places the organism in Eukaryota, Metazoa, Chordata, Actinopteri, Salmoniformes, Salmonidae. Gene Ontology annotation, biological process: anatomical structure development; regulation of transcription by RNA polymerase II. Gene Ontology annotation, cellular component: nucleus.